Molecule: messenger RNA, 732 nt
Organism: Fonsecaea nubica
Lineage: Eukaryota; Fungi; Ascomycota; Eurotiomycetes; Chaetothyriales; Herpotrichiellaceae
Product: haloacid dehalogenase, type II
Exons: 1
Coding region: 1-732 (243 amino acids)
Source: RefSeq, a predicted model, not a curated record
AUGGCCAAACUGACCGAUUUCCGCCUCCUGUGCUUCGACGUCUACGGGACCCUGAUCGACUGGGAAACGGGCAUCGUCGAGGGCCUGAAACCGCUGAGCGAGCCUCACAAACUCACGCGCGACCAGACGCUGGCGCUGUACCACGAGCUGGAGAAGGAGCAGCAGCGCAAGACGCCCGAGAUGCCGUACGCGCAGCUCGUGGCGGCCGUGUACCCGCAAUUCGCGGCGCGAGUGUCUGGAUCCGACGCGGCUGCGCCAUCGGCCCAAGAAUGCGAAGCGUUCGGACGGAGCGUGGGCGCGUGGCCCGCGUUUCCGGACACGGUCGACGCGCUCCGCCGCCUGUCGCGGCACUACAAGCUGGUGGUGCUGUCGAACGUGGACCGGGCGAGCUUCGCGGCGACCAACGCGGGGCCGUUGGGCGGCGUGCGCUUCGACAAGAUCAUCACCGCCCAGGACGUCGGGUCGUACAAGCCCGACCCCCGCAACUUCGAGUACAUGCUCGAGGCCGUCAAGGCCGAGUUUGGCGUCGAGAAGCACCAAGUCUUGCAGACCGCGCAGAGCCAGUUUCACGACCACCACCCGGCGAGGGAGGUGGGCAUCAAGUCCGUCUGGAUCGAGAGGCGGGGGACCAUGGGGAACCGCGACCGCGAGGUCUAUGAUUGGAAGUUUGUCACGUUGAGGGACAUGGCGGAUGCGGUGGAGAGGGAGGUCGAGCUUGCUCGUAAGUCGUAG